This is a messenger RNA of Acanthopagrus latus (yellowfin seabream), 2828 nucleotides long. RefSeq names its product kinesin-like protein KIF2A. Gene Ontology annotation, biological process: microtubule-based movement. The record is from RefSeq and is a predicted model, not a curated record. Lineage: Eukaryota; Metazoa; Chordata; Actinopteri; Spariformes; Sparidae. Bases 92 to 2284 code for a protein of 730 amino acids. The transcript is spliced from 21 exons. Gene Ontology annotation, molecular function: ATP binding; microtubule motor activity; microtubule binding.
GCUGGUGACCUCAGCUCCUGCAGCACAACUUGGACGGGCUCCGCACACGCGCGCACGCACGCACCCAAAUAACGGCAGGCGCGGCGGAGAGAUGGCCGGUAUGUUCGGGAAGAUCUUCGUGGGCAUUUACGUGGAGAUCAAGCGGAGCGACGGACGGAUUCACCAGGCGAUGGUCACAUCGCUGCAUGAGGACAAUGAGAGUGUGACGGUGGAGUGGAUCGAGAACGGAGACACCAAAGGGAAAGAGAUCGAUCUGGAAAGCGUCUUUGCACUGAAUCCUGAUGUUGCUCCUGACGAGGAGAUCCCACAGAGUCCUGAAGCUCCGCCCUCCAAUGUCCCCAAGACCAGCAAACUCCCCAAGACCAGGCGGAUUACAGCAAUACCCAAGGCUGAGAACGCUCCACGGGAGAACAGAGCUGCAGCAGUGGGAACCACCCGAGCCCGUCCCAGCCAGCACAGCCAGCCUUUAGAGCCUCCGCCACCAGCCAUCGCUCCCCAGUCUGCCAUCAACCAGUCCCUGCUGAAGCAGGAGAACGCACGGAGGAAAUCCAACUGUGUGAAGGAGGUGGAGAAACUGCAGGAGAAACGAGAGAAGAGGCGACUUCAGCAACAGGAGCUCAGAGAGAAGAGGGCACAGGAGGUGGACGUCAAUUUGCCAAACUAUGAAAUCAUGUGUAUGAUCCGAGACUUCAGAGCCAGUCUGGACUACAGGCCGCUAACCAGUAAUGAUCUGAUCGAGGAGCACAGGAUAUGUGUGUGUGUGCGUGCACGUCCCCUCAAUAAAAAAGAGUUGUCGGUGAAGGAUUUGGAUGUGAUCACCAUUCCCAGUAAGGACGUGGUGAUGGUCCACGAGCCCAAGCAGAAAGUCGACCUGACGCGCUACCUGGAGAACCAAACCUUCCGAUUCGACUACGCCUUCGACGAGAACUCCACCAAUGAAAUGGUUUACAGGUUCACCGCUCAGCCGCUGGUCGAGACCAUCUUUGAGAGGGGGAUGGCGACCUGCUUUGCGUACGGACAAACUGGAAGUGGAAAAACACACACGAUGGGAGGAGACUUUUCAGGAAAGAACCAGGACUGCUCUAAAGGCAUCUAUGCACUGUCAGCCAGAGACGUCUUUCUCAUGAUAAAGAAGCCAAAUUACAAGAAGUUGGACCUCCAGAUCUUUGCCACAUUUUUUGAGAUUUAUAGCGGGAAGGUGUUCGACCUGCUCAACCGUAAAGCCAAGUUACGGGUCCUGGAGGACGGGAAGCAGCAGGUGCAGGUGGUGGGGCUGCAGGAGAGAGAGGUGAAGUGCACAGAGGACGUCCUCAAACUCAUCGAAGUGGGAAACAGCUGCAGGACGUCUGGUCAGACCUCGGCGAACGCUCACUCCUCUCGGAGCCACGCCGUGUUCCAGAUCAUUCUGCGUCGGCGGGGGAAGAUGCACGGAAAGUUCUCCCUCAUCGACCUGGCGGGGAACGAGAGAGGGGCGGACACGUCCAGCGCCGACCGCCAGACUCGCCUCGAAGGAGCCGAGAUCAACAAGAGCCUGCUGGCACUAAAGGAGUGUAUUCGAGCUCUGGGCCGAAACAAACCUCACACUCCGUUCAGAGCGAGCAAGUUAACCCAAGUGCUGAGGGACUCCUUCAUAGGGGAAAACUCCAGAACCUGCAUGAUUGCAACCAUCUCUCCUGGAAUGGCUUCAUGUGAAAACACCUUGAACACGCUGAGAUACGCCAACAGAGUGAAGGAGUUCGGGAUAAGUCCUUCAGACAUCCCCUUCUCUCAGAGCGGGGGUGGAGGAGGGCGCUCUGAGCUCUCUCCUACUUAUGAGGUGAAGGAGCUCACCGUGGACCCUGCAGCAGCUCUGGACAGCCGUCAGGGGGGACACGUCACCCAGCUGGAGGUGCUGGAGGCUCAGUGGGGAGUCGGUAGCUCUCCACAAAGAGACGACCUGAAGCUGCUCUGCGAACAGAAUGAGGAGGAAGUUUCCCCGCAGCUCUUCACUUUCCAUGAAGCCGUCUCUCAGCUGGUGGAGAUGGAGGAGCAGGUUCUGGAGGACCACCGGGCCGUCUUCCAGGAGUCGAUCCGCUGGCUGGAGGAUGAGAAGGUGCUGCUGGAGAUGACGGAGGAGGUCGACUACGAUGUCGAGUCGUUUGCGACUCAGCUGGAACAGAUCCUGGACCAGAAGAUCGACAUUCUCACGGAGCUGAGAGAUAAAGUCAAGUCUUUCCGCUCGGCCCUCCAGGAGGAGGAACAAGCCAGCCAACAGAUCACUCCGAAGAGGCCUCGUGCACUAUAGACACACACAGACACACACACACACACACACACACACACACACACACACACGGAUAACAGAUAUUUCACUGUAAUGUUGACCUGAGAAAGGUGAAGACCUGCCGCCGAGCAGGUCGCUGUUGACGAACGAGCUGAUGGAGCUCAGCUGUGAUUUGAUGACUUACUGUCUCUCUGUGCGUUUCUCCUCAACCUCUUUGCUGUACAGGCUGCCGUCGCUUCCCAUCAUGCAUCCGUCCACCUGUGAAACCAAAGAGCAGACCGUCUUUGCUCUUCCAUCCUCCUGUGAAGUGUGUCCACAAGGUUUUGUAUGUGUGAUCAGUCACAAGUGCUCCAUUUUAAACAAAAGAUGAAAAAAAGGUGAAUAUUUAUUUGUUUUAAAUACACUUUUAUAGGGUCAAUCACAGCUUCUCUUCACUUUGGCCAAUUUUAUAAACAACUUUUUGCCAUUUUGUGCAAUAUUUGGAGGCUUUUCUUCCUGUUCUUCCCUUUGUUUCAGCACGGGGGGCAAACAGGGCAGUUUGUGUGUAAAAUGAGCCAGUGUGUGU